UAUUGGACUGAUUAGCAUAUGUUGUGAGACUAGAGUGGCUUUUUUGCAAUAACAACUCUUGGAAGCUCAAGUAAAAGAAUUCACAGCUCUUUGUAUUGUGGAUAAACCUCUCUGUUCCAGCUGAAGGGUUUUAAGAAAAACGUUAAGCUUAAGGUAAAGGUAAUUCUUCUCCAUCAUUUGGCCCUUGCGUUAAUCUAGAUAUCGUUUUCUCUCUCUGCACAAAAUUGCGCCGCUGUUUCUUCUUUUUUUCGCUAACUAGUUCUUCAAUCGGCAACCACUCUCCGUAAAUCAGUUGCUGCAUCCGACUGAUAUGGCUAGUAGUAUCACGGCUCCGAUGCUAGCACUCUCUUCAUCUUCUGCCAAAAAGCACAAAAGUUCCAUUCCUAGCCCGAGGCAGUACCAGCCUAUACUAGCAAUGAAGGUGGAGAAACCAUUGGAGGAGCUCUACAACGUGAAGGUAGAGAGGAAGGUCUCAAAGGAGCGCCUGGCAGAGCUCGGUGUCUCGAGAUGGUCUUUGUGGAAAACGGGCAAGUGCCAGCUCCCAUGGGACUGGCAGGUCGAUCAGCUCGUUUAUAUCGAGGAAGGGGAAGUGAGAGUGGUGCCGGACGGGAGCAAGCGCUACAUGAGCUUCGUAGCAGGCGACCUUGUUCGCUACCCAAAGUGGUUUGAAGCCGAUCUCUUCUUCAAUGAUUUCUAUCAAGAACGGUAUUGCUUUAGAGCAUAUGGUGAUGAUUAGCAGGUGUUGAUGAUCUUCAUUCUAUGUUGUAUGUUGUCCAGAAGAAAAUUGUUGUAUUUUGAGUUAAAUUUAUGAUAUGAAUGUUGAAGAUGCUUCA
This is a messenger RNA of Salvia splendens (bonfire salvia), 833 nucleotides long. RefSeq lists its product as uncharacterized. The record is from RefSeq and is a predicted model, not a curated record. Bases 311 to 736 code for a protein of 141 amino acids. The transcript is spliced from 2 exons. Lineage: Eukaryota; Viridiplantae; Streptophyta; Magnoliopsida; Lamiales; Lamiaceae.